This is a messenger RNA of Aspergillus calidoustus, 4074 nucleotides long. NCBI's taxonomy places the organism in Eukaryota, Fungi, Ascomycota, Eurotiomycetes, Eurotiales, Aspergillaceae. The record is from the annotation of a GenBank genome assembly.
AUGGAUUUGAUGGAGAUCUGUGAGGUGUUUGGAGGGUCCAUCCUGCCGGACGAGUAUCGUGGCAGCUACGAGGAUGCCGACCGUCACAUUUCGGCUCUCGAGCAGGAUGUGGUCUCAAAGUCGUCUUCGCUAAACGAGAGAGCGAGGACGAUCUUACUCCGAGCGAUUUUCCACACGCUUUCAGGAGACUUCACCAAGGCCCGUGAACACAUCCAAAGCCUCACAGCCUCGCAGCAUCACGAGCUCGACCGAAUGUGGAUCCUGCGUGGCCAGAUGUACGAAUUCUACGCUGCCAUGCUGCAACAUCGCCCUACGACCAUUCGAUUUGCAAUGAUCCCCGGCGAUCCGUACGAACAGCUGAGGGAAGACACUUCUAAUUUGAAGGCCCUGCACACACGAGCUAAAGCAGCCGGACAAGCAAUAUGUGCUGCACAGUCUGCCAGCUUGCUCGAGAGGCUGGAGCAGGCACUGAUUCUGGACGUGUGGUCCUUUUUGGAUACUUUACACUUUGCCUACCUCGCACACCCUAAUUUCACACCACUUGUUACCACUCAAUCCCUGCCAGAGGCCCAGGAAGAGCAGCUCGAUCUUACAGAACUGCAAGCUCCAUACUGGUCCAAGACCCUGGUAGAUUGCAUCAGUCAGUUGGGGAAUCCAAUAUUCCACAACAUGCUUUACAGAAUGUCCACCGACAUCGAUUGGGCGAAAGGAGCUUCAACUGACCACCCAGGCUUUACCCAGCUGCAGGCCGAGUAUGAAAGUGUCAGCGACUAUGCGGGGAUGGGGCUGUGCAAGAUAAAUGAAGGAGAUCGCAUACUGUCACCCUCAUAUACGAGUCCAAUAGCAUUCAAUUUAAUCUGCGAAGUCCGCGACAAUGGCUGGGCAAAUGUGGCCUGGGACCCUUUGGAGUCCAACAUACCGCUCAGGGAUAACGGCAGAGCUCAAAGGUGCUAUAGCGAAGCCCUGUUCUAUAUGGAGGCUGCAUGCGCCCCAAGGGGCCAAGCUGCUGUUUACCUGCGCAGGGGCUGCGUGCACCACGCAGAAGGGAUUCGAUCCCAGGGUGGAGCUGACUGUGCGCAUUUUGUAGAGGCAGAGAAAGAUUUAUCAAGAGCGCUGAGGCUUUUUGCCAAGGACAACAUGAACCAGCAGCUAAUUACCUGCCAUCUCGCUCUACUUAACUGUAGUCGCGGGCAAUAUGCUGUCGCAGUUGAUACAGCAAGGCGCCUGGGGACCGAGCUGCGCAAAACAGAAAGUAUCAAAAUGUCGCAUUUUCUGGGAACAUUGAUGCUUCGGUUUGCCCACUUCCACUUCUCACUCUAUCGGAACACUGACGUGGCUGUUGGCUGUUGUCAAUGUGCCACUGUCUAUCACCAGGCAUUGGAUAGUCGGCUCGGCUCGCUGUUUUCAGCGGAGGCUUUGAUCACAUUAUUCAGACAAACACACAACUGGACACUCGCGGAAGCAAAAGUCAGAGAGACAAUCCAUCCUUCCGGAGCUCUUCAGAGUGCAAUCGCACAUGUAGAUGCCCUUUUGUCUCGCGGUGUCGGUUUUGAGCACUUUAAUACAUUACGGACCUCGAUCAUGGUCGGGUUUGAUGGGCUGGUCAGAUCCGUCUGCUCAAUGACCGGAAACGAGAAUCUACGUUUGGAAUGGGAUGCAACCCGCCAUCGCCUUAAACCGAGAAAGCGUCCCAAUAUCUUCGAAUCCAUGCCUCUGGAUGCUGAUGCACGGCGCCAUCUCAAUAACCCACUAUUUGGGUGUGGUGAAUCUGAUCUGGCUCACAUGAUGGAAACAUAUGAGGCGCGAAAUGAGUUUAUGGCCCGUUAUUCCCAGUCUCUCGACCAUUCUUUCAAGGCAAUCGAGAGAGGAGACAUGGACGCAGCUGACGCCCAGCUUUUGACCUUUGUCUCCAGCUGUGAGCCACAGGGUGGAUUGAGGGCAAGGGAAGUGCUCGACCGCAAGAUUCCCACUCUAGCACAGCUUGGCCGGGUGGACGAAAUGAGACAGCUUCUCCCGCAGUUUCUGUCUGAAUGGUUUACCACAGAUACGCCAGAGGACAUUGGUAGCUACUGCCUUCGCAGAGGAGUGCCAAGUGAUGUUCGAGAGCACGCCAUACAGGAGCGCAGGAAUAUUGCGGACGAGGACAUCUCCAUGUGCUUCUUGGCCCAGGCUUGGGACACCGGAAUAGCCAUACUGAGCAAUAUCGUCACCGUGUUGCCUGACUUUUGUGAUAGAUUGAGGAGAGAACCAAGGCCAGACAGUUGGCUGCUACUCACCUUCAUCGGUGCCUUCCAUGAACGGGAUUCGAACCUGGGCGCCGCACUCGAGAGCUACCUAGUCGCUCUUUACCAGGUUGAAAACAUGAGAGCGAUGAUCCCAAACCCCGACAAUAGACGCAGAGCCUACUCGACACUGCACACUGCAGAGCUGUUCUGCGGGCUCGCUCGAACUUCACUCGCGCUGUCCCAGCGGCAUGAUGCCAGGAGUCCACGAGAGUACCGACUGCCAACAUCUUCGUGGUUGGAUCAAUCACUCAUCUUCCUUGAGCGAGGCCGAGCAAGAUCGCUACUCGAUAUACUUCAGGCGCACGACUCUGCAAGUGUGGAGAGUCUCCAAGAUUGGAUGGAAGAGUCAACCCGAAAUCGCUUGCUUGCCACCUUGAUCCACUCUCAGUGUGAACCUGGGGAUGAGCACAAUGUUACUGAGAGAGCACAACAAGUCGCACAAGAGCUCGGGAUCCCUCCAGAUACUUUCAAUCCAGUCGAAGAAGCUCUCAAAUAUAGAAACGAAACAACAGCACAGAUUUUCAAAAACACCAUGUUCGUCCCAGAUAUCCAUCGGCUUCUCAGUGCAAUUCCCCCCAGCGCGGUUGUCAUUGAAGUUGGCAUUUGUAUGAGUGGCCUGAUUGCUAUGUGCAUCUCAUCAUCCGGUAUUCAAUCUGUUCACCAGUCCAGCCUCGGAGUAUACGCACUCCGCAGACUAGUUGUUGGCUACCUUGGCAAGAUUCUAGCCUUCCAGAAGGACCCAACUGGCACUGAGGCGGCGGAGUUGAAGAAGAGCCUGAAUUAUAGAUCGGCACAGAUCUCAACCGAGUUAAUCGAACCGUUUGCAGAAUAUAUCCGUGCGAGUGACACUAUCAUAUUUGUGCCUACUUCAUAUCUAAAUGUCUUUCCUCUUGGCGCAUUGAUGCUAGACGGCGAACCUUUGGCCGUGGCAAAGCCUUUUUACCAGGUACCGAGUCUGGCGGUUCUCCAACGCAUCUCUGAAAAGGCAGCCCAGUCCCGACCGGGGACCAGGAUCUUCGCGGUAGCAGACUGUGAUGAAGACAACCCGAUAGUUUACGUGGGCCCUGAAGUGGUCUCAGUCUGUGACUCCCUUGGCGCAGAACUGAUCAACGCCGACGGCUUCAUGCAAGCUAUGAGAGAAGCUGAACUCAUGCAUAUUGCAUCCCACGGGACUGAGAAUUACUCCUCCCCCUGGGAAUCGACAAUUCUCGGCAACAGAUUUCGUGUCCUCGACAUGGCCCAAGUAGAUUGCAGUGCCUCCCUCGUGGUUUUUAGCUGCUGCCUGAGUGGUAAAGGCGAGAUCAGCUCUGGAGACGACCUCGUCGGGUUCGCACAUGCCGUACUUCAAUCUGGCGCGCAAGCGUUUCUUGGAGGUCUAUGGAAAGUCUCCGACGGAGCAACCAUGCUGCUGAUGCAUUUGUUCUAUCGGGUUCUAUCUGCACACAAGAAUGCUUCUUCACGCAUCGAACUCUCUGUGGCGGAUGCCUGGCAGCAAGCCGUUCGAGCGUUCUACCGGCUCGACAAACGAAGGGCAGGUGCGCUAGUCGACGAGUUAGAGGCACUGUGGCGAGCCACCAAGAACACAAGGGCUAGGCCGCCAGGUAAUUUCGAUGACCUGGAAUAUUGCCUGGAUGAAUUACGAGAGAAAAUAGCCGAUGGACGACUCGACUUUGCCUCUCCAUGCAACUGGGCCCCUUUCGCUCUUGUUGGAUGUGGAAGUGCUAGGAUCCGGAGCUCUGUACCAGACAAAAGAUCGGAUGGCUUGGCUGAUGGUGGCGUGGAUCUAUAA